CAGUAAAAAAUAAAUAUAGCACAACUGUAUGUUAUGAUAGUGAAGAUUUAUAUCAGUAUUGAGAACUGUUGCUGAAACCUGUUCAUUCAGUGCAGACUUAAACAUUUUUUAAAGGUGCUAUGUCAAAUACAAUACAUUGGUAUUUUGAUAAGUUAUAUGUUUAUUUGAGAUUUUUGACAUCUAGAAAUAAAUAGAUUCAAGAAUAAAUACAUACAUUUAAAUAAAUACAUGAAUUUAUUGCUUUGCAUGUAUAGAACAAAUUAUAAAUCCAUAAACCCAUUGUUUCCCACAGAACUACUGUGAAACUGAAUUUGAAAUAUUGCACAUAAAUAAUUGGUGUCUCAAAUGUGUUUUAUUUUCUCUCUCUCUCUUUUUUUAAAAUGGGGAAAUAAUGGGUAUACAAAGCAUGUCAAACAAUAAUAGCAGAAAAUGAUUUUGUUCAUUUAUUUGUCUGAGGGGGCCCCAAUCUUGCAUUCACUCAGCAACUAGGUAGCAUAGCAUUAGUAUCGAGGAUUGUUAGUUAACCCUGUUGAUAAAUGCACAUAAAAGUACACUUGUUUUACAGUUAUUGGAAUGUCGAUGACAUUAACUCGGAUUUUUGAAGACAGUCUUUCUGAUUCUACUGACAAGAAUUACCUGGAUUUAUCUGGACAAAUCACGGCAGCAAUUGAAGAAAGUUAUUCUAGUAAGCUAAAUGGCUACAUUUCUCGUUCUGCAAAAGUUACUGGCUUCAGGGCUGGUAGUGUUUUAGCAGACUACACAAUAAGUGCAACAUCCAACAACCUUGAUUUUACCUCAGCAAACACAGCACUCUCUGAGUCUCUAAAGAACAAACAAAUAUAUUUAGCUGCAGAUGCUUUUGCUCAAAGUGAAGAAAAAGUUAAAAAAGAAUUAUAUCCUCUGCAAAAGCUGGAGUUGAACUGCAUACAGCCAGACUUUGCAAAGGGACCAAUAAAAUGGAUGGUGAUUAACAAAGAUCCUGCACCAGAAAAUGCAAGAUACACCCUCUCAAACAACAAUAGCACUCUCACUGUGGAAAACACUCGUGAAAGUGACACUGGUCGAUACUCAUGCCUCAUCCAAAGCAGUACAGUACCGUACAUUCAGUGGCAAAAUAUUAUUAUUAAACAACGCCCAACUAUCAUUGUGGGUGAUGAAAACCGUGUUUUCCCAUGUGAUGGCAGCACUGUCCAACUAAGAUGUUCUGUUGAGAUUGGCUACAAUCUUGAGUGGGUCCUGAAUGGUGCAGUACAAACUUCAGGAUCUGACAAUAUCACAUUAGAUCAUAAAACUCAAAAAGAAAAUUGUAAGGAGGAAACCUUUACUUGCCGUCUCAAGGGUCUGCCACAACUACAGGAUUACGAUUAUAGCAGGAGAAGUGUAACAGUUAGGAUAAAGGAAAAAUUUAACAACUGUCAAAAUAAAGAACUUGGACUUGGAGAAGCAAAUGAAGAGAAGAACGGAAUCUGUCAAAGUGGCUUUAAAGGCACCAUAACUUACAGAUGUGACAGUAAAUCACUUGAUUGGACACCAGUACAGAGGAACUGUGUACUUGAUUUGAUCGACGACAUUAAAAGCAAAGCUAAGACCUUGGUUAAGGAAAACAUAACAGACUUUAUGGAUAACCUCAGCAGUGUCACAGCACAGAAUAAUGUUACUAUAACAGAGUCUGCUGCUACUGUCCAAGCCAUUGUGGAUAUACUCGUUAUAGUUGCUGAUUUGUCACAAUCAAUUGCCAUCAGUGAGCCAGUGAUGACGGAUUUCCUACAUACAGUGGACAUUAUUGUAUCAGGUAAUGUCAGUUCUCAAUGGACCAUAUUGAACAAUGACAACAACACCAGCGUUAAACUUCUGGAAGCUAUUGAGAAUAUAAGUGACCGUCUCACGGAUGAUUUUACGAUUAGUGGAAAAUCCAUUCAGCUGAACAGAACUACAACUAAUAACUCAUUCAGUAUAACAUCAACACUGUUUAACUCAACUACAGAGAUUGUAAUACCACAGGUUCCUAAUGAGACUAACAUAACCAUCAUAAUCUUCACAACACUCGACAAUGUCCUACCUACUCGUAAUACUAGUAGUAAAAAUGACACUAAUAAGUCAAAUGUGCGCAUCAAUGGAGAUGUGGUUGUCGUUAAGGUUAAACCAACAGUUAACAGCAUUUCUUUUGCGUUUGACAAAACUGAUCAGUCUUUGGGAAAUCCUCAGUGUGUCUUUUGGAACUUCAGUCUUGACGCAUGGGAUUCCACUGGAUGUAAAGUAAAGCCCUCAGUGAAUGAAAAGGACAAGAUUACAUGUGAAUGCGACCACACAACUUCUUUUUCAAUCCUAAUGUCACCAUAUGACAAUAAAAACAAAGCCUUGGCCUAUAUAACUUACAUUGGUGCAGCUAUUUCAAUGGCCAGCUUGAUUUUGUGCCUCGUUAUUGAGACUAUUGUAUGGAAGUCGGUAAUAAGAAAUGACACAUCCUAUAUGCGACAUGUUUCCAUAGUCAACAUUGCCGUGUCCCUGCUGAUCGCAAACAUCUGUUUUUUCAUUGGAGCCGCAAUCACAGAUCAAGAGCAGCCACCCUCAGUGGGUCGCUGCAGUCCAGCGGUUUUCUUCAUGCACUUUUUUUACCUGGCUCUUUUCUUCUGGAUGUUGAUUUCAGCGCUGUUGCUCUUUUACCGUACAGUCAUGGUCUUGUCCCAAAUGUCAAGGUUCAGAAUGAUGGCCAUAGCCUUCAUAGUCGGUUAUGGUUCACCUUUUCUCAUAGCGGUCAUUACUGUUGCGUCGACAGCUGGAUCUCAAAAAUAUAUUUCCCAAAGAGCGUGCUGGCUGAACUGGGAUGAAUCUAAGGCCCUGCUGGCAUUUGUGAUUCCAGCUCUCACUAUUGUAGCCAUAAACCUUGUGGUUUUGAUUGUGGUUCUGUGUAAGAUGUUGAGGAGAGGAGUUGGUGCUGCAACUCAACCAGAAGAUAAACAUGCCCUGGUGGUCAUUGGCCGAUGUGUGGCCAUAUUGACUCCUAUCUUUGGUCUAACAUGGGGAUUUGGAAUUGGAACCAUGGUGUCACGUGACUUGGGUGUUCAUGUGGUGUUUGCACUCCUCAAUUCACUGCAGGGAUUCUUUAUUUUGGUGUUUGGAACGCUUCUAGACAGCAAGGUUCGUGAGUCACUACGAGGAAAGCUGUCACUACAGAAUCUCAGUUCAGGCCGUACCAAUAACACCAGUGCAGGACCAUCAUCCAUACCUGGACUCAAUUUCCUGCCAUGGAUCCGGCGAAGGAAUGUGUACAACGUGUCUGAAGCCAACCUUUCCCCGGCAGUUACAACUUCAGACAGCUCCAACGGCUCAUAUGCCAUUAUAAGCAAUUAAAAGACACUCUAAAAGUGUUUCUUUCACUGCAAUGUCUGAUAGUGUUUGGUAGAAGAAAUGUUUCUAUGUUCUGAUAUGAUAAAAAUUUACAAGAUGCCUUCAUACUGUAUUGUAUAUUGUACAGUGGUUAAGGGUACUUUUAUCUCUACUUGAAAAAUGGGGUCUCUAGAGUUUCCUUUGUUUUGAGAUAACUUUUUUUUUACAUCAAAAAUUUUAAAUUAAAACAUUGUUCAGAUUUUAAUAAAUUCCAAAUGUUCCCAAGAUGUCUAAAUGUUACUGCAUCACCAAUAAAAAUGCAUCUUCAUGCAGAAUUGCUUGAAGAUUACUUGAGAAAAAAGGCUGUUGUCUUCCCCUUUGCCAAAUAGGAAAACUUCAACACCCAUAAUGCACUGGGCAUGCUGCUGUACAAGGCCACUCCCAGUCUGCCAUACGCUUGACUGCCUUGGCUUGCUUUAGUAGGAAAUACUUCUCGGCAAACUUUUAGUCAUAAUUGUGUCGACUUGUACUGUUCCCGGGUCCUAGAACUCAAAGAAUAACGUUCAGCGGGAGUGAGUUACUUUUGGUUCUAGAGAAGGAUCCAGCUCGUUAUAGGCAGUGGCUAAAGACUGUAAAGAAUUGUAAAUACGGAGAGAACGGCGAUUAAAAAAAUCUGAAAAACCUCCAUGUUUGUAGACAUUUCAAACUGGAUGAACACAGGCCAAACAAAGGGGAAAAAAACUUAAAGAAACGGCUGCUCUGUCAGUUCCACCCAACU
Molecule: messenger RNA, 4105 nt
Organism: Megalobrama amblycephala (Wuchang bream)
Lineage: Eukaryota; Metazoa; Chordata; Actinopteri; Cypriniformes; Xenocyprididae
Product: adhesion G-protein coupled receptor F1-like
Exons: 13
Coding region: 574-3351 (925 amino acids)
Biological process (GO): G protein-coupled receptor signaling pathway; cell surface receptor signaling pathway
Cellular component (GO): membrane
Molecular function (GO): G protein-coupled receptor activity
Source: RefSeq, a predicted model, not a curated record